AUGAGGGAAGAAGAGAUCGAGAAGCUUCGAGGAGUUGUUAGAGACUGUGUCAGUAAGCACCUCUACUCCUCCGCGAUCUUCUUCGCCGAUAAAGUCGCCGCCUUCACCAAUGACCCCGCCGACAUUUACAUGCAAGCACAGGCUCUCUUCCUCGGCCGCCACUACCGCCGCGCCUUCCAUCUCCUCAACGCCUCCAAAAUCGUCCUCCGUGACCUCCGCUUCCGCUACCUCGCCGCCAAGUGCCUCGAGGAAUUGAAAGAGUGGAAUCAAUGUCUAUCGAUGCUGGGUGAAGCCAAAGUGGAUGAUAAUGGAAAUGUUUAUGAUACUAAGGACUCUAAUGUUAUGUACUUGGAUAAAGAUAGUCAAGAUCGUGAAAUCAAUAUAUCUUCUGCAAUAUGUUUCUUGAGAGGCAAAGCAUAUGAAGCUCUAGAAAACCGUUCUCAGGCUCGAUUGUGGUACAAAGCGGCUAUAAAAGCGGAUCCCUUAUGCUAUGAGGCUUUGGAAUGCCUUAUUGAAAAUCACAUGCUUACAUGUGAUGAAGAAACUAAUUUGAUCUCAUCAUUGCAAUUUGGAAGUGAGGAUGGAUGGCUUUCAUCAUUUUAUUCUUGUUUGGUUAAGAAGUAUGACAAAGAAAUUGUUGUAGAAGCCAAGUUUAGACAUCUUGAGAACGAGAGCUGUAAAACUGACCAGUCUAAUCCUUCUUUCUGUCGCACACUGAAAACCAACACUGAUCUAUUGGCCUGCAAAGCCGAAUACUAUCAUCAGUGUGGUGAAUAUCAGAAAUGUUUUGAAUUAACAUUUGUUUUACUUGAGAAGGAUCCUUUUCAUAUCAAGAGCACAUUAGUACAUCUGGCAGCUGCUAUGGAGCUUGGGAAUUCAAAUGAACUCUAUCUGAUGGCAUGCAAUUUAGUGAAGGAUUAUCCUCAAAAGGCUUUAUCAUGGUUUGCUGUUGGUUGCUAUUACUAUUGUAUCAAGAAAUAUGACCAGUCCCGCCGUUAUUUCAGCAAGGCGACAAGUCUAGAUGGAACAUUUCCCCCUGCAUGGAUAGGCUAUGGGAAUGCCUUUGCAGCUCAAGAAGAAGGUGAUCAGGCUAUGUCAGCUUACCGCACUGCAGCUCGAUUAUUUCCGGGGUGCCAUUUACCAGCUCUUUAUAUUGGAAUGGAAUGCAUGCGGACUCACAGCUAUAAGCUUGCUGAACAGUUUUUCAUGCAGGCAAAGUCAAUUUGCUCAUCGGAUCCACUUGUGUAUAAUGAGCUAGGAGUUGUUGCCUACCAUAUGAAAGAGUAUAAGAAAGCAGUAUGGUGGUUCGAGAAAACGUUAGCCCUCAUCCCGACCGCUUUAAGUGAAAUGUGGGAGCCAACUGUAGUCAAUAUUGCUCAUGCAUGCAGAAAGUUGGAGAUGUACCAAGAAGCAAUUUCAUAUUAUGAGAAAGCACUUGCAUUAUCAACAAGUGUGAGCACUUAUGCUGGUCUUGCAUAUACUUACCAUUUACAGGAUGAUUUCACUACGGCAAUUACAUAUUAUCACAAAGCGUUGUGGCUGAAGCCAGAUGAUCAGUUCUGCACUGAAAUGUUAAGCUGGGCUUUAAUAGAUGAAAGCAGAAACUGUGCUGAAUCUCACCUUGAAUUCCGAUGA
Molecule: messenger RNA, 1635 nt
Organism: Vicia faba (fava bean)
Lineage: Eukaryota; Viridiplantae; Streptophyta; Magnoliopsida; Fabales; Fabaceae
Source: the annotation of a GenBank genome assembly